This is a messenger RNA of Colias croceus (clouded yellow), 1755 nucleotides long. RefSeq names its product vacuolar protein sorting-associated protein 4 (gene Vps4). The transcript has 2 exons. The record is from RefSeq and is a predicted model, not a curated record. Gene Ontology annotation, biological process: endosomal transport; vacuole organization. Lineage: Eukaryota; Metazoa; Arthropoda; Insecta; Lepidoptera; Pieridae. The coding region runs from base 172 to 1494 and encodes 440 amino acids. Gene Ontology annotation, molecular function: ATP hydrolysis activity; ATP binding.
UUUCAAGUUUCAACACAAAAUGUCAGUAGUUAAAUGUUUGACGAAAAACAACAUUUUGAUGUUAAAAUAAUUCUCAUUUGGCUAAGUUAAAAUUAUCCAUUACUCUGCUGAGCAAAUACUUGCGAUUAAAAAUACAUAGAUUAUCUUGAAUGGUAACAAAAAGGGUUUAAGAUGACCUCAUCCAAUACCUUGCAAAAGGCCAUCGAUCUUGUCACUAAAGCUACAGAGGAGGAUAAAAACAAAAAUUACGAGGAAGCCUUAAGACUAUAUGAACAUGGAGUGGAAUACUUCCUCCAUGCAGUGAAGUAUGAGGCUCAAGGUGAGAGAGCUAAAGAGAGUAUAAGAGCUAAGUGUUUACAAUAUUUGGAUAGAGCAGAGAAACUUAAGGAAUAUCUGAAGAAAGAUAAGAAGAAAAAGCCAGUAAAGGCAGGUGAAUCCAACUCAAAGAGUGAUGAAAAGAAGAGCGAUAGUGACAGUGACUCCGAUGAUCCAGAAAAGAAAAAGUUACAGGGUAAACUAGAAGGUGCCAUAGUGGUUGAGAAACCACAUGUCAAAUGGAGCGAUGUAGCUGGCCUUGAAGCAGCUAAGGAAGCCCUAAAAGAGGCAGUGAUCUUGCCUAUUAAGUUUCCGCAUUUAUUCACAGGGAAAAGAAUACCUUGGAAGGGUAUUCUCUUGUUUGGCCCACCUGGUACUGGUAAAUCUUAUUUAGCCAAGGCUGUAGCUACAGAAGCAAACAAUUCUACUUUCUUCUCAGUGUCUUCAUCUGAUCUUGUAUCUAAAUGGCUUGGUGAGUCUGAAAAGUUGGUGAGAAAUCUCUUUGACUUGGCCAGGCAGCAUAAGCCCAGCAUUAUAUUUAUUGAUGAAAUUGAUUCCUUGUGUUCAUCUCGAUCUGAUAACGAAUCAGAAUCAGCUCGUAGAAUUAAGACAGAGUUUCUGGUACAAAUGCAAGGAGUGGGUAAUGAUAUGGAUGGUAUUCUUGUACUCGGAGCUACAAAUAUACCUUGGGUGCUCGACGCUGCUAUCAGAAGGCGAUUUGAGAAGCGUAUCUAUAUAGCUCUACCGGAGGAGCACGCCAGACUUGAUAUGUUUAAAUUGCAUUUGGGUAAUACACGACACAUGCUGUCCGAGCAAGAUAUAAAGGUGUUGGCGACUAAAACUGAAGGUUAUUCCGGAGCUGAUAUCAGUAUUGUUGUGCGAGAUGCGUUGAUGCAGCCUGUGCGAAAAGUGCAAUCGGCAACUCAUUUCAAGAAAGUCACUGGCCCUAGUCCAACUGAUCCUGAUUUGAUUGUUAAUGAUUUGUUGACGCCGUGUUCCCCUGGUGACCCAGGAGCUCAGGAAAUGACCUGGAUGGAUGUACCGAGCGACAAACUAGGGGAACCACCUGUCACUAUGUCUGAUAUGUUACGCUCGCUGGCAACAUCUAAACCAACAGUCAACGAUGAAGAUAUGAUAAAAUUGAAGAAGUUUAUGGAAGAUUUUGGACAGGAAGGUUAAGAUUUUCGAUUUAUCGUGUUUGAGAUCAUUAAAUGUUAAUUGUUAGAAGCACUGAGCUUAUAUUUGUAUAAUAUGCGGUUUAUUUUUGUAACUUAAUAUAUUUUAAUUUGCUCCGCGUAACUUCAUAUGGAUAAAAGGCCUAGAUCCCUUUUUCUUUAAAGGAGAUAGUCUAUUAAAUGUAUAUUUCAAAGGUAACAUUAAUAGAAUAUUAUUUUAUUAAAUUACUUAAAUAUUUAUAGUAUGUUGUCUACCAGCGGGAAA